Molecule: messenger RNA, 5519 nt
Organism: Cuscuta campestris
Lineage: Eukaryota; Viridiplantae; Streptophyta; Magnoliopsida; Solanales; Convolvulaceae
Source: the annotation of a GenBank genome assembly
GAUAAGGUACUCUCCUUUAACCUUGGCGUUCUCUUCUUUCAAUCGACAUCUGAUAUCUAGUCCGACCCCUGCAACCAUCACACGGCUUCAUUGCGGUUAAAGGAUUGUUGAUACCAACGCCAGCUUGGAGGCAAGAAGGAUCGACGACCCGCUAGUGUAUCGUGUGUAGGGAUGGCUUUCAUCCAUUUGAUGGGAAUUGAAUUUUUGUUGCAAUAGAAUUCCUUCCCUGUUUUACCAAAUUACGCUCUUUCUAAGGCACCAAAUUAGAUAUUUCAAUUCAAUUCAAGAAGGAAGUGAAUUCCAUGUUUCAAACUAAGUGAAUUCCAUGUUCUUUUGCAGAUUGCGAUUGUUAUUUUCAGAUACUUGGAAAGAGGGAACGGUUGUUGAUCGUUCUCAUCAUUGAUAUAAUAUAAUGGGACAUCAUGGAGAUAAAGGAAGACCCAGCAAAAAGAUCAAGCUUGCCUCUAAGGAGGAAUAUAAGUCUGUCGAAACAGAUGAUUCACAUUAUCUAGAAGACAUCAAUGCCGAUACUCGAGAUGGAGAUGGUGAAGGGAAGAGAAGAGAUUUCACAAAACUUGAACUCAAACCUGAUCAUGGAAAUCGCCCCUUGUGGGCUUGUGCUGAUGGAAGGAUUUUCCUUGAAACAUUCUCAGCAUUAUACAAACAGGCAUAUGAUUUUCUCAUAGCCAUUGCUGAGCCUGUUUGCAGGCCAGAGUCUAUGCACGAGUACAAUUUGACACCUCACUCUUUGUAUGCGGCAGUGUCGGUUGGGUUGGACACUGAAACUAUAAUUUCUGUUAUAAGCAAAUUAUCAAAAACAAAGCUUCCUAAAGAAAUGAUCGAUUUUAUUCAUGCUUCGACUGCCAACUAUGGAAAAGUAAAGCUUGUGCUUAAGAAGAAUCGGUAUUUCAUUGAAUCUCCAUUUCCUGAGGUGUUGAAAAGGCUUCUUCAAGAUGAAGUUAUAGGUCGAGCUAGACUACUACCUGGGGGGGUUCAUGAAAGUGAUGGAUUCAUGAUCAGCAAGUCUGCAGGCGAAAUAGAAGGUAGACAUGAUGAAUUGUUAAAUGAAGCAGAGUUGGCAGCAGCUACUGAAGAAAGAGAAACUCAUUCAUUUGAAAUUGACCCUUCUCAGCUGCUUCCAGAUGCGGCUGUUGGUGUGGUGGCGUGGGUUAGCAAUGUAGCUAUAAGGUCAUAUCCCGGGGAUGGGACGGGGGUAGAAGGGUCGCAGAGGGGUAGUGUAGCGUCACAUGUGCGUUUCGGCUCAUGGAACAUAGGGACCCUCACAGGUAAGUCAAUUGAGUUGGUGCAAGUUCUCAAGAGGAGAAGGAUUCAGGUGGCAUGCGUGCAAGAAACCAGGUGGGUGGGCACUAAGGCGCGAGAGGUUGAUGAUUUCAAACUGUGGUAUUCAGGUUCAGCUAGGGGAAGGAAUGGAGUCGGCAUUCUGGUGGCGCCGGAGCUGCGAGAGUUUGUGGUGGAGGUGAAGAGGAUUAGUGAUCUAAAGAGGGAGUUUUGGGACGCCUUGGAUGGGGUGGUUGGUCGUUUUCCACUGACUGAGAAAGUCAUCAUUGGAGGCGACUUCAAUGGCCAUAUUGGAGAAUCAACCGAGGACUUCGAGGACGUGCACGGUGGUUUUGGCUUUGGCAGCAAGAACCUAGCGGGAGUUUCACUCUUGGAGUUUGCCAGAGCGAGUGAUAUGGUGGUUGCUAACUCUUGUUUCCCUAAGCGAGACGACCAUUUGGCUACAUUUGUUAGUGGAGUGGGGACGACACAGAUCGACUAUCUUCUUUUGCGCAGGUGUGAUCGGGUGCUCUGCAAGGAUGCUAAAGAGAGCUUCGAGUGGCAACACACAAAUCCGGUGGAGGAGACUAAGAAGAAUAUCUCUGAGUUGAUCAGGCGAGUGCAGGAGAAAGGUGCGUGGGAAUCGGCCAGAGAGGCUACUGAUUUGUGGGCGCGGACUGCUAACUGCAUCAGGGAAACAACCAGGGAAGUGUUAGGUGUGAGCUCUGGCUCUGGAAGUAGGUGUCAGGGCGAUUGGUGGUGGAGCGAUUCGGUCCGAAGUAAGGUGGAAGCUAAGAAGGUGGCGUAUUUGAGGUACAUGGGCUGCAAUGUUGAGGAGGAAAGAGCGGCGUUACGAGUAGAGUACAAGAAGGCACGUAAAGAAGCUAAGUUAGAGGUUAUGAGGGCAAAGAAUGCCGCUUUUGAACGCCUCUACAAGGAUAUUGAGGAGAAAGGCAGUGUUAGUCCACUGUUCCGGCUUGCUAAGGUGCGUGAGAGGAAGGCCCGAGAUCUAGAUCACGUGAGAUGCGUGAAGGGCAGCGAUGCAAGGAUGCCUGAUGAGUGGAGGGAGAGUCUCUUGGUCCCUCUGUUUAAAGGCAAAGGUGACAUUCAGAGCUGCGAGAAUUACAGAGGCAUCAAACUGCUUAGCCACACCAUGGAGGUUUGGGAGCGAGUCAUUGAGUAUAGGGUGCGGAAAGGGGUUUGCAUCUCUGAGAACCAGUUUAGUUUCAUGCCUGGUAGAUCGACUACAGAGGCCAUUCAUCUCGUGAGGAGGUUAAUGGAAGAGUAUAGGGCCAGGAAGAAGGACCUCCAUAUGGUGUUUAUUGACCUUGAGAAGGCGUACGAUAGGGUGCCAAGGGAGGUCUUAUGGAGGUGCCUUGAGACGAGAGGAGUUCCCAUUGUGUACACUCGCGCGAUCAAGGAUAUGUACGAUGGGGCUAUGACCAGGAUAAAGACUUUCGGGGGCGACUCUGAGUCUUUCUCAGUAAGGAUGGGGUUGCACCAGGGGUCUGCCCUUAGCCCUUUUUUGUUCGCCUUAGUGAUGGACGUCCUAACUCAAGGUGUUCAAGAAGGGGUACCAUGGUGCAUGCUUUUCGCGGAUGAUAUUGUGAUUAUCGACGACACACGUGAGGGACUAAACGAUAAGUUGGAACUAUGGCGGCUUGCCCUUGAGACUAAAGGAUUCAGAAUUAGUAGGAACAAGACUGAAUACAUGGAAUGUCGUUUCAGCGGCCGGGAAACAGAAUCAGAAGUGGAAGUUAGGAUUGACUCUCACCUAGUACCUAAGGUAGACAGGUUUCGUUAUCUUGGCUCGGUAAUCCCGGCUGAUGGGGAGUUAGAUGGGGAUGUUGGACAUUGUGUUGGAGUGGCUUGGGCCAAAUGGCGGUUAGCUUCAGGGGUGUUGUGUGAUCCGAAGAUUUCGUCCAAGAUGAAAGGUAAGUUCUAUCGAUCCGUAGUCAGACCUGCUAUGUUAUAUGGGGCAGAGUGUUGGGCAGUUAAGAAGACUCAUGUGCGUCGUCUGCAUGCGGCGGAGAUGCGGAUGUUACGAUGGAUGUGUGGGAAGAUAAGGUUGGAUAGGAUUUCGAACGAAGUUAUCCGACGUCAGGUAGGCAUGGCGCCGGUGGAAGAUAAGUUGCGGGAAGCGAGGUUGAGAUGGUUUGGUCAUGUGAGACGGCGGGAUGCUGACGCCCCUGUUGAAAAUGUGAAGCAACGUUGCUUGCCAAAUGCAUUGAAUUAUCCCAUGUUGGAGGAAUAUGACUUUAGAAAUGAUACUGUCAAUCCUGAUCUUGAUAUGGAGUUGAAACCUCAUGCACAACCACGGCCAUAUCAAGAAAAAAGUCUUAGUAAGAUGUUUGGAAAUGGUAGAGCAAGAUCUGGUAUCAUUGUGCUUCCUUGCGGUGCUGGGAAGUCUUUAGUAGGUGUCUCUGCUGCAUCCAGAAUUAAAAAAAGCUGCCUUUGUUUAGCAACUAAUGCUGUGUCUGUAGAUCAAUGGGCUUUCCAGUUCAAGUUGUGGUCAACCAUUCGAGAAGAACAAAUAUGUCGUUUCACAUCUGAUAGUAAAGAACGAUUCCGUGGUAAUGCUGGUGUUGUGGUAACGACAUAUAACAUGGUUGCUUUUGGUGGAAAACGUUCAGAAGAAUCUGAAAAGAUCAUAGAAGAAAUUAGAAACAGAGAGUGGGGUUUACUCCUUAUGGACGAGGUUCAUGUGGUUCCUGCUCACAUGUUUCGAAAAGUUAUCAGCAUUACUAAAUCCCACUGCAAACUUGGACUCACUGCAACAUUGGUCAGAGAGGACGAAAGAAUUACAGAUCUUAACUUUCUUAUUGGCCCCAAAUUGUAUGAGGCAAAUUGGUUGGACUUAGUGAAAGGAGGAUUUAUUGCAAAUGUGCAGUGUGCUGAAGUUUGGUGUCCAAUGACAAAGGAGUUCUUUGCUGAAUAUUUGAAAAGGGACAACUCUAAGAAAAAGCAGGCACUUUAUGUGAUGAAUCCAAACAAGUUCAGGGCAUGCGAGUUUCUUAUCCGCUUCCAUGAACAACAACGUGGGGAUAAGAUAAUAGUUUUUGCUGACAAUCUGUUUGCGCUCACAGAAUAUGCAAUGAAGCUUAGGAAACCUAUGAUCUACGGUGCUACAAGCCACAUAGAAAGAACAAAAAUUCUCGAAGCAUUCAAAACUAGCAAGGAAGUGAACACCAUUUUCCUGUCUAAGGUAGGUGAUAAUUCCAUAGAUAUUCCUGAAGCAAAUGUUAUUAUACAAAUUUCAUCUCAUGCUGGUUCAAGACGACAAGAAGCUCAACGUCUUGGUCGUAUUCUUAGGGCUAAGGGACGUCUUCAAGACAGGAUGGCAGGAGGUAAAGAGGAGUAUAAUGCAUUCUUUUACUCUCUUGUGUCAACAGAUACACAGGAAAUGUAUUAUUCAACGAAAAGACAGCAAUUCUUGAUUGAUCAAGGGUAUAGCUUCAAGGUGAUCACAAGCUUGCCACCUCCUGAUUCAGGACCUGAAUUGAGUUACCAUCGCCUUGAGGAUCAGCUUUCCCUUCUUGGCAAAGUACUAAGCGCGGGUGAUGAUGCUGUUGGUUUGGAGCAACUAGAAGAAGAUGCCGAUGACAUCGCCCUUCAAAAAGCCCGUCGUAUAACAGGAUCUAUGAGUGCAAUGUCUGGCGCAAGUGGAAUGGUUUAUAUGGAAUACAAUAAUGGGCAAAAGAGGCAGGUAGGGCAUGCACAGAAGAGCAAGCCCAAGGAUCCAACAAAGAGACACCAUUUGUUCAAGAAGCGCUUCGGUUGAGUGGAUCUAACAGAAAGGCAAACGUUUUCGUCAUCUUCCAUAAAUAUAUUUCCUGCUUUUUAGUUUGUUGCUAUAAAAAUUCAGGGAGAAGUUAAUCACUUCUUCAAUUAAAUUCUUUUCCUUGAGAAUCUUAAUAACAUACUCUACUCAAUUGGUAGAAGCACCUUUUGUUGUGGGAAAGUUCAAUAUACGUAGUACUUUAUAUUAAUUUCCCUUGUUUGUUACACCUGAAUGAAGUUUACUAUAGAACAUUUUACCUCGUGGUGUUAAUGAUAGGAAAAAAAUUUCGAAUCACAGCCUAAAUAUGAAAGAAAAACGUGCAUUGCACAGAGACGCACAAAAAAGCUUAUGAGGUGAGAAGAAAGGACAUCAGACUUGCCUUUAGGGUGUUGAAGGGCGAGGAGGUACCUACCUUUGAAGAAAUCAACGCAGAAAAAAAAGAUAAAAUCGCCAAGAUUAU